CGUUGACAGGUCUUGAUGACAAACAGCUGCGCGUAUUCCAAGAUGCUACUCGUCCAGGUCCACAGCCAAUGCCAUAUGCAGGCUUCACUCAUUGUUGCAAUAUUCGAUGCCCUCAUCGACCGAUUUUAGAAGAAGAAAAAUGGCUAGAAUUAUCAAGCAGAAGGCUUGUAUAGCCUGUACAGAAUCAAAACGCCGCUGCGACAAGGGAGCGCCCUCGUGUAGCCGCUGCGAUGACAGGGACAUAGACUGCCGAUACCCUGCAACACAGAGACGGCGGCAUCUUCAACGUCAGGGACCGUUCCCCGAGCCUCCCGCACCACAGCCCGACCUGAACACGAUGGCGGACACGUUGACAUUCGAUGCCGCAAGUCUCGUGACUGGUGCCUGGAGCAUGCCGUGGACGGGCCUGGAUUUCGCCCCGAGCCCGCAAGCCGCCUCGGGAUUCGCCGCACCGCAACUCCUACCCGCGAGAAGCCCGCCACAGCCCACGACCCAGACUCACAUCCCACAGCACGCCAAGAACCCAGUUGCGUCUUCGCUCGACGAGAGCAAGUGGUUCCUCACUCCCUCGACAUGGAGCAUCGAGCACUAUCCCACCCCGUCCCAGGCCAGCUACCCUGUCUCCGUGAUGACCAACUUCAACCGAGGCCAGCAAGCCUGGGUCCGGCGCUGGGUCACGGAAGGCCACAACCCCUUUAUCCACCGCAGCCUCUACGUCGAGAGCGGCCAUCUCCCCAAGUGCAUCCAGGACGCCUUCACCACGGCCUCGGCGUACUACGCCAAGACGUCGCUGAAUGAAACAUUCGUCUACCGCGUCCUCGACGAGCGCGCCACGGCCCUCGUGGCCAGCCAGCCUGCUGUCAGCGUCGAUGGCACGCCCUCCGCCACGGUGCUUGAGACGAAAGACCAUCUGGCCCGCGUCCACGCAUUAUACGUGUACACCGUCAUCCGCCUGUAUGAUGGCUCCGUGAGCCAGCGCGCCGCCGCCGAGGACCUUUUACCCACUCUGGAACUUUGGUGCAAACAGCUCUGGGAGUCCGCCCUCGCGGACGUGGACUCUAUUUCGCAGGCCUGGAUGCCCCCGUCCUCCGAGUUCUACCCGAGUAACCCCAGCCUCUCAGCCUCCCAGCAAGUCGCCACCUCGGCCGCUGCCGCUGCGGCGGCGGCGGCGGCAACAGAGGACAUCAGUGAUCAGCAUGCACGUCAAGAUACGUUUGAAACGGACCUCAUGGUCUGGAAACUCUGGGUUCUCUCCGAGUCUAUCCGCCGUACAUGGAUCCUCGUAUCGUGCGCCAUCGGCAUCUACUACGCUCUCAAGGGCCGCUGGGGCGAGUGCGCCGGCUACGCUCAGUUCACCGCCCGAGCCGGGCUGUGGGACGCGAUGUCGGCGCCCCAAUGGGCGGCUAUGCGUCGCAAGGAUUUGGCCCGGAAAGACGGCAACCCUGCCCUCGCCGGAGACACGGAGCCAGACUUUUUUAUACCUUCAGUCCACGGAGAAAGGCUCUUGCGGGAGGUGGCGGCGGCAGAGGUGGACGAGUUCACGAGGCAUGUUUUAACCGCCAUGUGGGGAAUUGACAGAGUCGAGGACUGGGCUUUGAGGACAUCUUCGAAGGGUAAGGUCAGCUUGAUCUAUUGAACAAACAAAGUAGCCCGGGCAGUUAGCGAUCCAAGGAAGCACAGCCGUGUAACUUGUAUGAACCCAAGAGGUACUCUUCCCUCAGCAAAGUCGGCAGUCUUGUCCACGUUAUAUGCACAGCAAUGCCCACGUUAGACAAGACUAGUCUGACUCGCCUCCAUGACGCUCGAGUUAAUGGCCGCGCACAGGGUCUUCGAAAGAAAUUUAUAAGAACGCAAUAUGUAGGGCCAGGGUAUCUCCGGAUUGAGUCGCAGCAGCAGCAGCAGCAGCAGCAGCAAUGACGUACGAAAAAAACAGCUUCCAUUUAUUUUCAAGGC
Colletotrichum navitas is the source of this 1953-nucleotide messenger RNA. RefSeq lists its product as uncharacterized. Gene Ontology annotation, molecular function: zinc ion binding; DNA-binding transcription factor activity, RNA polymerase II-specific. Gene Ontology annotation, biological process: regulation of DNA-templated transcription. Lineage: Eukaryota; Fungi; Ascomycota; Sordariomycetes; Glomerellales; Glomerellaceae. The transcript has a single exon. Bases 107 to 1636 code for a protein of 509 amino acids. The record is from RefSeq and is a predicted model, not a curated record.